Messenger RNA from Closterium sp. NIES-65, 651 nucleotides. The record is from the annotation of a GenBank genome assembly. Lineage: Eukaryota; Viridiplantae; Streptophyta; Zygnematophyceae; Desmidiales; Closteriaceae.
AUGGACGGGGGGUCGAACUAUGCGGUGGCGGUGAAGCAGCUCAUAUGGGAGUGGCCGCACAUUCAGGAUGUGCCGUGCGCCCCUCACGUAUUGGAUCUUCUCAUGGAAGAUGUCGGAAAGAUGGGAUCGGCUAAGCCGGUGGUCGACAAGGGAGGGGAGAUAUCUAGCUUUUUGACUGAGGACGUGGGGGGCUUGCUCGAUGCGGACGAGGAGCAGCUGAGCGACGGGGACAAGGACAAGAUCCGCCGCAUCCUCAGAGACGGCUGGGACGGCAGCCUCGCAUGCGCCACGCAUGUCGCUGGCGGCAUCCUCAACCCCGCGAAUCAGGAGGAAGAUAUUUUCGGCAUUGAUCCCGAGUGCACGAAAGUCUUCAAGGCGUUCAUCAGCCAGCAGGCCGAGUUCCUUGCGAGCCGCGGGGAUGGGGGGGAUGACGCGUGCGACAUCUUGCUUGAGCUGGGGGACGGGCUGAGGGCGUUCCUUGACAUGAAGGGUUCUUUUGGGAUGCCGGAAGCCGUGGCACAGAGGAAGCUGGUGAAAGAGGGAAAGUAUAGCAUGGUGAAGUGGUGGCAGUGGAAUGGGACUGAUGCCCCUCGAGUGGCAGAGCUCGCGGUACGGGUGUUGUCUCAAGGCCGUGUCAGCCUCACCUUGUGA